GGGGAGGGGAGGGAGGCGGGGCCGGGGCGGGCUGGUGUGGGGCGACUGCGCUACGGCCCGACCGGGGCGGUGAUGGCGGCUCCAUAUUAACACCUCCUCCUCCUCCGCGCUCCCGCCCGCCAGCCGUCUCCCCCUUCCCUGACGCCACCUCUCCCCCUCCUCUACCAUGCCCGGCAUGAUGGAGAAAGGGCCCGAGUUACUGGGGAAGAGCCGAUCGGCCAACGGCGGCGCCAAGAGCCCGGCGGGCGGCGGCGGCUCCUCGGCCAACGGCGGGCUGCACUUCUCCGAGCCCGAGAGCGGCUGCAGCAGCGACGACGAGCACGGGGAUGUUGGGAUGAGAGUCGGAGCUGAAUACCAAGCUCGGAUCCCUGAAUUCGAUCCAGGUGCUACCAAGUACACAGAUAAAGACAAUGGAGGCAUGCUUGUGUGGUCUCCUUAUCACAGUAUCCCAGAUGCCAAAUUGGAUGAGUAUAUCGCCAUUGCAAAAGAGAAACAUGGCUACAAUGUUGAACAGGCACUCGGCAUGUUGUUCUGGCAUAAACACAACAUUGAGAAGUCCCUUGCGGACCUCCCAAACUUCACACCCUUUCCAGAUGAGUGGACCGUGGAAGACAAAGUCCUGUUUGAGCAAGCCUUUAGUUUCCAUGGGAAGAGCUUCCACAGGAUCCAGCAAAUGCUUCCAGAUAAGACAAUUGCAAGUCUUGUAAAGUAUUACUAUUCUUGGAAAAAAACUCGAUCAAGGACAAGUUUGAUGGAUCGCCAAGCUCGUAAACUAGCCAAUAGACACAAUCAGGGUGACAGUGACGAUGACGUGGAAGAAGCUCACCCCAUGGACGGGAACGACAGCGACUACGACCCAAAGAAAGAAGCCAAAAGAGAGGGUAACUCUGACCAGCCAGUCCAAACUAGCAAGAUAGGCCUGGGGAGGAGAGAGUACCAGAGUCUGCAGCACCGCCACCACUCUCAGCGAUCCAAGUGCCGCCCUCCUAAGGGCAUGUACCUAACUCAGGAGGAUGUGGUGGCUGUCUCCUGCAGUCCCAACGCAGCCAACACCAUCCUGAGGCAACUGGACAUGGAACUGAUCUCUCUCAAGCGUCAGGUUCAGAAUGCUAAGCAAGUAAACAGCGCACUUAAGCAGAAAAUGGAAGGAGGAAUUGAAGAGUUCAAACCGCCUGAGUCAAAUCAGAAAAUUAAUGCCCGUUGGACCACAGAGGAGCAGCUUCUAGCAGUGCAAGGUGUCCGCAAAUAUGGUAAAGAUUUUCAAGCUAUUGCAGAUGUAAUUGGCAACAAGACUGUUGGCCAAGUGAAGAACUUCUUUGUAAACUACAGGCGUCGGUUUAACUUAGAGGAGGUAUUGCAGGAGUGGGAAGCAGAACAAGGAACCCAGGCUUCUAAUGCUGAUACUUCUGCUUUAGGGGAGGAGACAAAAAGUGCUUCUAAUGUGCCGUCAGGGAAGAGCACUGACGAAGAAGAGGAGGCACAGACCCCACAGGCUCCUCGGACUCUGGGUCCAUCACCUCCUGCCCCAUCAUCCACUCCAACACCAACAGUCCCCAUUGCCACUCUGAACCAGCCUCCACCACUUCUUCGUCCAACACUGCCUGCCGCCCCUGCUCUUCACCGGCAACCUCCUCCACUCCAGCAGCAGGCUCGGUUCAUCCAGCCACGGCCAACUCUCAAUCAGCCUCCACCACCUCUCAUUCGCCCUGCUAACUCCAUGCCACCCCGCCUAAACCCAAGACCAGUGUUGACCACGGUUGGCGGUCAGCAGCCACCUUCACUCAUUGGGAUUCAGACAGAUUCACAGCCUUCACUGCACUAAUUACACUGGACAAAGGCUCACCUAUCAUUGUACCAGUGCUCAUUUGACUGAUCCAAACGAGGCAAACUAGUCUGUCCUGUGGCAGUGGUCUAGCCUAAGUGGGUGCUCUCACACAGGAAGUGUGGCAGUGGUCUAGCCUAAGUGGGUGCUCCCACACAGGAAGUGUGGCAGUGGUCUAGCCUAAGUGGGUGCAUACACAGUGGACUAGUAUAAGUGGUAUGACACAGCAGGAGGUCUCUAGUUGGCCUCCUUUCUAGUGUCCACUGUGAUCUCAUGGGAAGAAAAGUAUUCUCUAUACCAAGGGGUUUUUGUUCAUUUUUACUGUAUUUAUUUUGUUGAGGUUUCUUAUUUCCUGCCUCUUCAUACUCAAAACCGUUAGUACAAAAAUAUUGACUUAGGAAUUGUAAAAAAAACAAAACAAAACAAAAACUCCUUAAGUUCCUUAAGGAUGUUUAUCUUUUUGCUUUUAUCUUUAAUUUAAAUUUUUUAAAAAACACUUUCCUAUGUUAGGAGUGCAAGAUAAAUAGCCUGCAUUUCAGAUUUUGAUAUGUUCAUAUUUAAGAAAUUAUAGCUUCAUAUCCCUUUUUUCAAAAUAUGUUGCUUUUUUUCUAAAGGAAUUUUAGUAUAUUCCUUUAAAAGAAAGCAAUUAAAUCAAUUGCAAAGCAAUUAUAUGAAACCACAAAGAAUGUAUUGAACCUGCUAAUCCUUUAACAUAGUUUGGGGUCUUAGUGCAAAGUCCUUGUUUAAAGGUCAUUGACCCUGUUAUCUGUCAAUAAUAGAGGUUUGGAAUCACUCACAUGCAGAAAAAGGACUUAAAAUUUGGUGAGAUAUAACGUUUUUUAAGUUCUUUGAAAAUAUUAAUUUUGAAAAAAUGUUUCUAAAUGCUAUUUGCUUUUAGCUAGUAUCUGCCUAUGUUGGGAAUUUAGAACAAUCUUUUGUCGGUUAUGUAGAGAUGGUGGUUAUGGAAACAUUUAUUUACAGUUUAUCUUCUGAACUUAAGGUUCAUACUCACUACGAGGAUCUGUGUUUGAUACAAAGAGUGUUGGGUUUUUUUUUUUCUUGAUGAAUCUGUUAUACAUCUGAAUACAUUUGUAUGAUCCUUACAACCAACCUGGGCUUGUGGUUUGAUUUAGGGCUAAAUCAUCGGCAUCACAAGAUGAACUUAAGAAUUCAUUGUGUUAUUGCAAUAAUUGUGCCGUUAACUAAAGUACCGAACCCGCUUUUAUGAAGAAACAGAGACUUAAGGUCUUUUUAUUCCAACACAAAAUCAUUAGCACCCACAAAGAAUAUUUUACAAUGACGGCAUUUCAACAGCGUGUUACUGACAGCUUUGAUAGAAUGACUUCAUAUUGGAAGCGUGGCUUGCUACAGAGGGACAGAUUGCCAGGGCCGCAGGCUGCCCACAUCAGAGGGGUCAUGUAUUCCUUAAGUACUGGAAAAAUAGUCCCUUUAUGGGCUCUCCAGCCCACUGGUCAAUUUUAAUUUUCAGGUUUUCCUUCAAAAGGACCCUCUAUUCUGAUAUAAUUGAAGGUGGCUUGCAGGAAAGGCCCUUUUUUUUCCCCCCCUCAUCAGAUCACCUUAAUAGUUUAUGCCCCGUAUAAAAUGUAACUGAUCUAAAAAAUAAUAUUAAAGAAUUUAUACUUAUUUUUACUUUAAAAGCCAUGGAAGACGGUUAUGUAUCUUAAACUGUCUAGAGCAUUUUUGGAAGCACUUGUCUUGUGUAUGUGCAUAUUAUACCGCGACAGCUUUCAUUGUCUUGUCUCUCGUCAGUAGACCUUCAGUGCAGUCUGUGGGAGAUGUCUGUCAAGUUGUUCAGCACCAGCAUCUGUCCAGAUGUUCAGUAUCUGUGGUUCAUUUAAAAUCUGUUCUGACACAGACAUGGGCUUAGGUGCUGUAUCUGAGGGAUAUGUUGCAAUUUUAUUUUACAAACACUAGAGCACACAGUAGAAAAAUCGUAGUUUCAUUAGUAAUAUGACACAUGUAUAUAGUGAGAUGUCUUUAUUGUGUGCUUUGCAUAUUUUGUAAAUAUUUUGCACGUCAUUAUUUUACUUUUUUUUUUUUGUUUGUUUGUUUGAGCAGUGUUUGGCCUGGAAGAGUAAUAUGCUUGCUGCUUAAAGGAUUAAAGAUUUAAAGGUG
Arvicanthis niloticus (Nile rat) is the source of this 3958-nucleotide messenger RNA. It is a transcript of the gene Rcor3, whose product is annotated as REST corepressor 3. Gene Ontology annotation, biological process: regulation of transcription by RNA polymerase II; negative regulation of DNA-templated transcription. Gene Ontology annotation, molecular function: transcription corepressor activity. Gene Ontology annotation, cellular component: histone deacetylase complex; transcription regulator complex. The record is from RefSeq and is a predicted model, not a curated record. NCBI's taxonomy places the organism in Eukaryota, Metazoa, Chordata, Mammalia, Rodentia, Muridae.